AUGGUAGCUACCCGGAUGACACCAUCGUCACCAGCCUGGACGUGGACAAUUCGAGCCAUGGACUACGACAUCGGGUGGGCGUCGUCCUCUUUCACCAACACUAUGAAGUUAGAAAAAUCAUUUUUCACUGGAGAAAAUUAUUUUAAUAGUUCAUUAGAAAAAACACCAGAGGUUUAUGAGUUGAUAGAUGUAAUUCAAUUGAAUAAAAAAGUUCAAAAGAAAUUUAAAAUACAUGAAGCUGAUUAUAAAAUUCGUUUUAAAGAAGCAUUAAUAAAAGAUCUAAAACUAAAGGAACUAGAGGCUUACUGUGAUUCAGAUGUAGAUAUUUUACGAAGAGGAUGUUUAGAAUUAAGAAAUCAAUUUUCGGAUAUAGCUAACAUCGAUCCUUUUUGCUAUACAACUAUAGCAGGUGUUUGUAUGGCUAUCUAUAAGUCAAAAUAUUUAAUAUCUGAUACUAUAGCUGUUUUAGAUAAAGAAAAAAAUGAAAAUUAUUCAAAACAAUCGAUAACGUGGUUACAACAUUUUAAUAAUAAAAAUAUUUCACAUGCAUUAAAUGGAGGUGAAAAAAUAAUAGCAGGAGCUAAAGUAGAUGGAUUUGAUAAUAAAUCAAAAACAGUUUAUCAAUAUAACGGUUGUUUUUGGCAUGGUUGUACUAAAUGUUAUAAAGAUAGAGAAACUAUAAAUAAUAUAAAUCAUGAAACAAUGGAGGAUUUGUAUCAAAAAACAAUUGACAGAAGUACAACAAUAAAAAAUGCAGGUUAUAAUCUUGUUGAGCAAUGGGAAUGUGAUUGGAUAAAUAGUACUACAUACAAAAAAAUGAAAAAAGCUGAUAUAGCUGACCCUAUUAAUCCGAGAGAUGCUUUCUUUGGAGGUAGAACAAACGCAACAAAAUUAAGAGUAAAAAAUACAAAAAUGCGUUAUAUUGACGUAUGUAGUUUAUAUCCAACUGUAAAUUAUUAUGAUCAUUAUCCUGUUGGACAUCCAGAAAAAAUAUUUAAACCAAAAGUAUAUGAUAAAAAAUGGUUUGGACUAAUUAAAUGUAAAAUUUUACCUCCAAGAAAUCUUUAUCACCCUGUACUUCCAGUUAAAAUUAAAAUGGAAAAAAGUGAAAAGUUAUUAUUUCCUUUGUGUUAUAAAUGUGCUGUAGAUCAAAAACCAAGUUGUAAUCAUUCUAAAAACGAAAGACAAUUUACAGAAACAUGGACAACAGAUGAAGUUAAUAAAGCUUUGGAAAAAGGUUAUAUUAUAACAAAAAUUUAUGAGGUGUGGCAUUUUAAGGAGAAAUCAACAGAUUUAUUUAAAGAUUAUGUUGAUAAUUUUAUGAAAAUAAAAUUAGAAAGUUCAAAACAUAAUUACAGUUCUGAUGAAGAGUAUAUAAAACCAAUUUUCGAUAAAAUGGGUAUUUUAUUAGAUAAAUAUAAAAUACGUGAUAAUCCAGCUUUAUUUACAACAUCUAGUGCAAGAUUAAGAUUAUACGAAAUGUUAGAUAAAUUAGGUAGAGCUGUAGCUUAUUUUGAUACCGAUUCUAUUUUCUAUAUAGAUAACGGUGUUAAUAAAAUUAAAACAGGAACAAUGUUGGGAGAAUGGACUGAUGAAUUAGGUGAAAAUAUAAUGAAUUUAAACUAG
This is a messenger RNA of Metopolophium dirhodum (rose-grain aphid), 1626 nucleotides long. RefSeq lists its product as uncharacterized. Gene Ontology annotation, biological process: DNA replication. The coding region runs from base 1 to 1626 and encodes 541 amino acids. NCBI's taxonomy places the organism in Eukaryota, Metazoa, Arthropoda, Insecta, Hemiptera, Aphididae. Gene Ontology annotation, molecular function: DNA-directed DNA polymerase activity; DNA binding; nucleotide binding. The transcript has 5 exons. The record is from RefSeq and is a predicted model, not a curated record.